AGCCCGGAUAUGGCACUGGUUUUCAAGUAUGUUUACUCAAAAUGAAAGCUGUGUUAAGCAGGUAGUAUUUUUCAGCGUGUUCAUUUUGGUGUAGUAUCAGUUCUACGAAUCAUUUGAGAUUUUCACAGUUUAUCAAGCUAACACCAUUUUAGCUAACAGCUAGCUCUUCAAUGUAGCAGAAGAUUGAAAGUAAGUGGAAACCACGCUAAGCUACACUUGUUCGACGUGAGCAUGACUACAACCUUAUAGUUAUAGCCGGACCUCCUACUGACUUGUCUCCAUGGAUAUAUAAGGCUCCAAGCAACACAUUUGGAUGUUUACAGAGGAUGAUGGAUAACCACAAGAGCCACGUACCCUGUCAGUCGUGGGCAGGCCAGAAUGGCUGGUCCUCUACUUCAACUCAAGGACCCCUCCUCGACGCUCUGCCCAGCUCUCAGCAUCAACAACUGGGCUCAUCUUCUGACCAGAGGCCCUUCUACCAGCACCAGCAGGAGUCCAGUCAGAGCUGUAUGAGGGACCCAAGCACCAUAUCAUCGGGAAACACCACUCACCACUCAGCUCUGUACAAAGCCUCUCAGAUCAGCAGCAAUCCGUCAUCAAACACGCUGUUUGCCAACACUGCCAUCCCGAGUUCCUCUCACAUGAAUCCCUUUGCCCAGCUAAACCCUCACACUUCAUCUAUGCUGCUCACUGCAAACCAAGGAAAAAACAUCCUCCUACCAUCUCUUCCCCAAACAAACCAAUCACCACAGGCUUGUAGGCCCCAACAUCCGCCGCUGCUAUCCCCCCACGAUCUUUUCAAAGCACCAUUUCCACCUCAAUUAACCAAUCAGGGUUUACCCGAUGGACUUCUGCCCAUUAGCCUGCCAUCAUGUGGACAACGUGUAAGUACAUCUCAAGCUACUUUUGAAGGAGUGAAUGUGGAGUUUGCUGGUGUUGCUGGAUACACUCAUAGCCAUGCUUCAUCCAUGUCUCAGGAGCAGCAUCAGUGGAUACCUUCCUCAAACUGCAUGGGAGCCGUACACGAGUCGGUCCCUGUCGCUGGUGCUCUUCCUAACAAUGCGCCAUCGCAAGAGGGCAACAUGAGUUCACCGGCCAGCAGUGAGAGACAACGUUUGGUGCUUUUGCAACAGCGUGCACAACUUCUUCAACAAGUGGCACAGUUGGAUAAACUUCUGGAAUCCAUACAUCCAGAGGACAGCAGUGGUGGGCAGUCUCCACAUGCAGCUAUUCAGUCUCCAUCAUCAAUGGAAAUAUCAUUUCAAUGUGAACAAGAUAAGACCAGUGAUGCACAGCAGGUUCAACUGCAGUCAAAGCCACAUAUAUCAACGGAUUAUUCAUCGCCUGCGUCCCAGGAAGAGCCAAUGUCAUCUAACAGCAAAUCAGACGAAAAUGAGUCAGCUGAGUCAGAGGAUGACGGUGACUCUGAUUACUUCCCUGACAGUGAUGUGGACUUUUUUGAUUCCCCAAUCCAACCUGACGGUAGCUCUUCAGAUGAAUUCAAUCACAGCAGACCCUCAACCCCCACAAACAAAGAACCCUCUCCGACAGUAAAAACAGAAGAUAAAUCAGAAAGUUCCAUGUCCGAGGACAACACUGACAGUCCCCCAAAACAGACUCAUGCAAUUAUUCAGAAAGAAAAGUCUUCUGACACUGUAGUGUUGCCAUGUUCUAGUUCUAAAGCAAGACGUGUUUAUGACAAGAGGAAUUAUUGUUUGUUCUGCACUAAGCCAGUAUCUAAAAUGUCACGACAUCUUGAAAGGAACCACAGUGACAAAAAAGAGGUCGCAGCUGUAUUUCAAUUCCCUCUGAAAUCAAAAGAAAGACAAAGGAUAUGGAACAGAUUGAUAAAUGAAGGAAACUUUGCUCAUAACAAAGAUGUCUUGAAAUCAGGACAGGGCCAACUUGCUGCCCGAAAAAGACCGAGCAAAACUAAAAAAGGCAAAGACUUUCUCCAUUGCCUUCACUGUCGAGGUCUUUAUCUGAAGAAACCUUUGUACCGACACAUGAAAGUGUGCCCAGAGAGAGAGAAGAACGAGAAUGUGUUUGGAAGGAAGAAUAUCGCGUCUCGGUGUGCGCUUGAAACUUUAGGAGAUCUUGGCAUUACUGAUGGUUUGAGGAACAUUCUGUCCGAUAUGAUAUACGACGAUGUGACGCAAACUGUCAUGGGAGACGAAGUCAUCUUGCAGUUUGGCGAGCUCCUGUUCAAUCAUCACGGUCCUGAUCCGAAAAAACAUGACUAUAUAAGACAAAACCUUCGACAGUUAGCAAGACUUCUACUAGAAGCUAAAAAAAUCACCACUCUGGAGAAACUGGAGGACUUCUUUCUCCCUUCGUGCUUCCCACAUGUGGUGUCUGCAGUAAACGUCCUGGCAGGCUACAAUGCAGAAAACAAAACGUACGGAAGACCUUCACUUGCAAUCAAGCUUGGCUACCACCUACAGAAGGCUUGUGGUAUUGUUGAGCGGAACGCAGUAAAGUCUGGUGAUGAGAGAUCGGCAGAGUCUGCGAGAAACUUCCUCUCUCUGUACAAGAGAAAAUGGAACAAGCAUAUUUCUGCAGGUGCAUUAACAGCCAUCAGGAAAACCAAACUGAAAAGGGCGAAGAAGGUGCCGUUUGCUCAAGAUGUGAUGCGCCUGAAUAUCCACGUGGAGAAUACUCACCUUCUCACUGAAAAAAAACUCAGAGAAAGCCCUUCUGCAGAGAACUAUGCUGCGUUGGCCAAUGUAAUACUCUGCCGGACAAUAUUUUUCAACAGGAGAAGUGUUUCAGAGGUAUCGACAGUGGAAAUAACGGCUUUUGAGUCGCGGCAAAAGUCAAACUUGCAAGAGGGCAUGGACAUAUCCGUUACUGAUUUGGAAAGAAAAAUGUGCAGGUUCUUUGUGAGAAUCGACAUACGAGGGAAGUGUGGCAGAACGGUUCCGGUUUUACUCAAACCAUCACUCGAGUCAGCUAUGGAGCUUCUUGUAAAUGUACGUGAGCCAUGUGGAGUCCCCAGUCAGAAUCCUUACCUGUUUGGCCGACCCAAUGCACUGACUUACUACGCCGGGGCACAGUGCAUCCAGAGAUACGUCAAAGAAUGUGGAGCUAAAGACCCUGAAGCGCUGACAUCCUCAAAGAUCCGGAAGCAUUACGGGAAAAUGCUACAACUGAUGAACCUGAAUGAAGAUGAGGCCGACCAAAUUUUAGGCCCCAACAAUCAAGUACGAAACCUUGGACAGCACGAUGAUGUGGAAAUGCAUUCUGAUGAGAGAGGACAACAAGCUGCAUCCUGGGAUAACAAUGAGCUUUCCGGUGCAGGCUGUGGACCAACAAGCGCCAACACGACUGUAACUUCAAAGUAUUUCAAAUCAGAAAAAAAAGGCUCCAAAAUUCAGGGCAAACAUAAAUGGGAGGAAGCAGAGGUCCUUGCUGUUGAAAGACACAUGAUGCGGUUAAUUAAAGAGCACAAGGUGCCUCAGAAGGACGAAUGCGUUCAGUGUCUUGAAGCAGAGCCAGAAGCACUGAGGACCCGUUCAUGGAAAGGUGUCAAGGACUAUGUCAGAAACAGGAUCACUGCCCAAAAAAGGACCCAAAAACAGUAACUGUUAUAUGGGCAACUAGAACCACAGCAGAGAAAUGGACAAUUUCAUCCGUUAGAAGUGGGAUAUUUGGUCAAUGGCAAAAACAAGCAACUUUUUUCUCUUCCAUUUUCUCAUCCUUGCCACCCUCUGUUCCUCCUUUUUAUUUUGUUUGUUCAUUCUCAUUCGGAGUGACUUGUGUGACAUGGUGGGCAUUUACAUCGGUUAGGAUGACCAAGAAUAGAUUUGAAUUUGUAUUAUUUCUAUUUUUGUUAAUUGUUUCUGUUUCAUGUUAUUAAGUUAAUUUGGACAGAGACAGCUCACGGACAUUGACAAAUAACGUGUCUAAGGAGCUGGUUAGCUUCGGUGAAGUUUCCUGUAUACUGUAUUUUGUUAUUCAUGUUUUUGUGGUGCCACAAUAAAUAUUUUCUGAUUCUUA
This is a messenger RNA of Eleginops maclovinus (Patagonian blennie), 3999 nucleotides long. RefSeq lists its product as uncharacterized. The record is from RefSeq and is a predicted model, not a curated record. NCBI's taxonomy places the organism in Eukaryota, Metazoa, Chordata, Actinopteri, Perciformes, Eleginopidae. The transcript is spliced from 10 exons. Bases 327 to 3584 code for a protein of 1085 amino acids.